AUGCGUAGUGGAAGUAAUCGUUACUUAGCGAAUCUCUUACGUCUUUGCAAAGAUCAAAAGUGUAAACUUUACGGGAAAAUCGUUCAUGGGUCCAUCUAUCGGACUGGGUUUUUCGGCGACACUUAUCUCUGUAAUCGCUUACUAGAUUUAUACUGCGAGUGUGGUGAUAAAGGUUAUGCACGUAAGGUGUUUUACGAAAUGCCUGAGAGAGAUCUUUACUCGUGGAACGCUUUUUUGACGUUUAGUUGUAAAGUUGGGGAUUUGAGGGAAGCUAGUGAGGUGUUUGAUGCAAUGCCUGAGAGAGAUGUAGUGUCCUGGAACAACAUGAUUAGCGUUUUGGUACGGAAACGGUUCGAGGAGGAAGCUUUGGUUGUUUAUGAGAGGAUGGUUUCUCAAGGUUUUUCGCCUUCUCGGUUCACGUUAGCUAGCGUUUUGAGCGCUUGUAGUAAGCUUUUGGAUGGUGUUACUGGUAUGAGAUGUCACGGGAUUGCUGUUAAAGUUGGUCUUGAUGAUAACACUUUUGUUGGGAAUGCGUUGUUGUCUAUGUAUGCUAAGUGUGGGCUUAUGGUUGAUAAUGGUGUUAAGGUCUUUGAAUGUCUAUCGGAGGCUAAUGAAGUGUCUUUUACAGCUGUGAUCAACGGGUUAGCCCGGGAAAAUAAAGUUUUAGAGGCAGUUCACAUGUUCAGAUCGAUGUGCGAGAAAGGUGUCAGGGUGGAUCCUGUGUGCUUGUCUAAUAUUCUAAGCAUCUCUGCUCCACGAGAAGAAUGUGAAAUCUAUCGCAAUGUGCUGGGGAAACAGAUUCAUAGUCUCAUGUUGAGACUAGGGUUCGAAGGAGAUCUUCACCUGAACAACUCUCUGCUUGAAACGUACGCAAAGAAUGGAGACAUGAAUAGUGCAGAGGUUAUAUUUGCUGAGAUGCGUGAAGUGAAUGUAGUCUCUUGGAACAUUAUGAUAGCUGGGUUUGGUCAGGACUAUCAAAGUGACAAAUCUAUUGAGUAUCUAAAGAGAAUGAGAGAGUCUGGUUUUGAACCGAACGAAGUUACAUGCACUUCUGUUCUUGGAGCUUGCUUUUGUUCAGGGGAUGUUGAAACUGGUAGUAGAUUAUUCAGUAGCAUGCUAAACCCUAGUGUUACCGCAUGGAAUGCUUUGCUCUCUGGGUACUCCAAGUUUGAACACUAUGAGGAAGUAAUAAACCAUUUCAGAGUAAUGCAGAAUCAGAAUCUGAAACCUGAUAGAACAACUUUGAGUGUGAUACUAAGCUCAUUCGCAAAAUUAAGAUAUCUGGAAGGAGGGAAACAGAUCCACGGUGUAGCGAUAAGGACCAAUGUUUCUAGGAACAGUCACAUAGUUAGUGGUCUUAUUGCAGUGUACUCUGAAUGUGAGAAGAUACAGAUCUCUGAACAUAUCUUUGAUGAUUGUAUUACAGAAUUAGAUAUCGCUUGUUGGAACUCGAUGAUUGCAGGUCUCAGUCGCAACUCGCUUGACACAAAAGCGUUAAUACUUUUCAGAAGAUUGCUUCAGACUGGUGUGUUGUUUCCUAAUGAAACUUCAUACGCUACUGUGUUAAGUAGCUGUUCAAGGUUAUGUAGUUUACUCCAUGGAAGACAGUUUCAUGGACAGGUUGUGAAGAGCGGAUAUAUAAGUGAUUCCUUUGUUGAAACUCCUCUAACGGAUAUGUACUGUAAGUGCGGUGAAAUAGAUUCUGCUCGACAGUUGUUUGAUACCGUGUUGGUUAAAAACAUAGUUCUCUGGAACGAGAUGAUACACGGGUAUGCUCAUAACGGACGGGGUGAUGAAGCUGUUGGUUUGUUCAAAGAGAUGAUUUCAUGGGGAGAGGAGCCUGACCGGAUAACCUUUGUCUCUGUGUUGACUGCUUGUAGCCACUCAGGAAUUGUGGACACCGGGCUUGAGAUACUCAGUUCUAUGCAGAGAGAUCAUGGUAUUGAACCGGAGCUGGAUCAUUAUAUAUGUAUAGUUGAUUGUCUUGGAAGAGCUGGCCGGCUUGAAGAUGCGGAGGCGCUUGCAGAAGCUACACCAUACAGAAACAGCUCUGUUCUAUGGGAGAUUCUGCUUAGUUCAUGUAGAGUCCAUGGCGAUGUGAGCUUGGCUAGACGAAUUGCAGAGAAACUUAUAACUAUAGAUCCUCAGAACUCAGCAGCUUAUGUUCUGUUAAGCAACACGUAUACUUCUGUGAGACAGUGGGAUGAAGCUGCAGCUCUUCAAGGAUUGAUGAACAAGAACAGAGUCUAUAAGACUCCAGGUCAUAGCUGGACCAUAGAGAACAGUUAUUAG
Eruca vesicaria subsp. sativa (arugula) is the source of this 2292-nucleotide messenger RNA. NCBI's taxonomy places the organism in Eukaryota, Viridiplantae, Streptophyta, Magnoliopsida, Brassicales, Brassicaceae. The record is from the annotation of a GenBank genome assembly.